CCCUCGAGCAGCACCAUGUCCCUCUCUGUGCGCACCUCUGGGCUGCCUCAGUGGCUGUCCUCCCAGAGUGGGACGCUGGGCAGAGCCAUGGGCAUGUCUGCCUCGAGCAUUGGAAGCGGCUACGGGGGCAGCGCCUUUGGCUUCGGAGGCAACUCUGGGGGAGGAUUUUCUGCUGCUUCCAUGUUUGGUUCUAGUUCUGGCUUUGGUUCUAGUUCUGGCUUCGGUGGUGCCUGUGGAAGUUCCUUUGCAGGAGGACUGGGUGCUGGUUAUGGAGGAGCUGGGGGAGGGGGCUUUGGAGGCCUGGGGAUUGGAUUCGGAGGAAGCUCAGGAGGGGGCUCUCUAGGGAUUCUCCCUGGCAUCGAUGGAGGCCUUAUUUCUGGGUCAGAAAAGGAAACCAUGAAAAAUCUUAACGACAGAUUGGCUUCCUAUCUGGAUAAGGUUCGAGCUCUAGAGGAGGCUAACACUGAUCUAGAAACCAAAAUUCGAGAGUGGUAUGAAACACGAGGCUCUGGGACUGGAGACCCCGGGUCACAGAAUGAUUACAGUAAAUAUUAUCCAUUGAUUGAAGACCUCAGGAAUAAGAUCAUUUCUGCCAACAUCGCAAAUGCCCAGCUCAUCUUGCAGAUCGACAAUGCAAGACUGGCUGCCGAUGACUUCAGAAUGAAAUAUGAAAACGAGCUGGCCCUGUGUCAGAAUGUGGAGGCUGACAUCAACGGCCUGCGCAGGGUGCUGGAUGAGCUGACCCUGGCCAGAGCUGACCUGGAGACACAGAUUGAGACCCUGAAUGAAGAGCUGGCCUACCUAAAGAAGAACCACGAGGAGGAGCUCCAAAGCUGCCGGGCCGGCGGCCCAGGCCAGGUCAGCGUAGAAAUGGACGCUGCCCCCGGAGUGGACCUCACCAGGCUCCUCAACGACAUGCGGGCACAGUAUGAAACCAUCGCUGAGCAAAACCGGAAGGAUGCGGAGGCCUGGUUCAUUGAAAAGAGCGGGGAGCUCAGGAAGGAGAUCAGCAGCAACACGGAGCAGCUUCAGUCCAGCAAGAGCGAGGUCACCGACCUGCGCCGCGCGCUUCAAAACCUGGAGAUCGAGCUCCAGUCCCAGCUCGCCAUGAAGAAAUCCCUGGAGGACUCGCUGGCUGAAACCGAGGGCGACUACUGCGGCCAGCUGUCCCAGGUGCAGCAGCUCAUCGGCAGCCUGGAGGAGCAGCUGCUGCAAGUGCGCGCCGACGCCGAGCGCCAGAGCGCCGACUACCAGCGGCUGCUGAACGUCAAGGCCCGCCUGGAGCUGGAAAUCGAGACCUACCGCCGCCUGCUGGACGGCGAGGCCCAAGGUGACUCUCUGGUGGAAAGUUCAUAUGUGACAGCCUCCACAUCUCAAGCACCAUCAACUGAUUCCUCUAAAGACCCUAACAAAGCCCGGAAAAUCAAGACAAUUGUGCAGGAAGUGGUGAAUGGUGAGGUGGUCUCAUCCCAAGUUAAGGAAAUUGAAGAACUGAUGUAAAAUUUCACAAGAUCUGCCCCAUGAUUAGUUCCUUAGGAACAAGAAAUUUAUAAGUAGAAAUUAUU
This is a messenger RNA of Bubalus bubalis (water buffalo), 1565 nucleotides long. RefSeq names its product keratin 12 (gene KRT12). The record is from RefSeq and is a predicted model, not a curated record. Lineage: Eukaryota; Metazoa; Chordata; Mammalia; Artiodactyla; Bovidae. Bases 16 to 1500 code for a protein of 494 amino acids. The transcript has 8 exons. Gene Ontology annotation, molecular function: structural molecule activity.